AGGAUGUCCGGGUGUUGACUUUACUUUUUAACGCCUUGGCAUUCCUUUGUUCUCUGACAUCUCACCGACUUUUACUUCCAUAAUGAAGGUGGUACACUGCAAGCCCAUCUUGUGCCUCUACUGUCUGUAACCACUCAUACGGAAGUAUGGAGAGUACGUAAGUUUUUAAUUUUGGUUUGGGAAUUAUUUUUUACUUCAGAGAGCAUCAAUACCAUAUUGCUGCGUCUGUUUUAGUGGCAAUUGUACAUGCUGAGCUGAGCCACCCGUAAGCACGACUCAACAAUGAAGUCGGAGCUGUUGUUAUACCUGCCACAGCCGGCAGCAAGGACAGCUACUACCCACCGAACUGCUUCAGUUGCCGCCCUUGUCUGUUCACUGCUCUUUGUCUUCUCGAGCUUACACUUCUGGGAUGACCUCCCUUAUUUCACUGCCCUGCACGGGCAGGGACAUAUAUCGUACAGACAGCUUCAACAGAUCCUCCAAGAAACCCCUAACGGCACAAAGGUCAGAGAGUGGACUAGCUACUAUGGGAGCGGACUCCAUUUAGCCGGGACAAACGAAAGUCAGGCUUUGUGGACCCGAGAUAGGUGGAAAGAAUUUGGGGUUCCAAAAGUCCAAGUUGUGCCCUACGAUGUAUAUCUGAAUUAUCCAGUCCAUCAGAGUCUCACUCUGUUGAAGCAGAACGGCUCAGACGUAAGCCGGCUCUACGAAGCGCGAUUGCGAGAGGAUCUCGGUGAUAAUGGCAAUCUUGGUGCCCGGUUUCCAUCCUUCCACGGUUAUUCGGCUAGUGGAAACGUCAGCAGGCAGUAUGUCUAUGCGAAUUUCGGCACUCGGGAGGACUACGAUGAGCUCCUCAAUCUAGAUGUUGAACUAGAAGGAAUGAUUGCGAUAGUUAAAUACGGGAUGGUCGGGCGCAGUGUCAAAGUCCAGGUCGCAGAGGAAUUCGGCAUUGCUGCUGUGAUUAUGUAUACUGAUCCUCAGCAAGAUGGGGAAAUCACAGAAGAUAACGGCUUCGAGGCCUUUCCAAAUGGACCUGCCCGUAACCCAACAACCAUCGAGCGAGGCUCAGUUGUUCUACACUUACCUCCGCUUGGUAAUUUCACGCCUUCUGAUUGUCCCUCAAGGGAAGAAUAUUUGAGGAGAAAACUCUCCUUGCCAUCUAUCCCCUCGAUUCCGAUCUCCUUUGCAGAUGCGCUCCCCUUUCUUAAAGCUCUCAACGGCCAUGGCCCUAAAGCAGACAACAUUGGACAGGGUUGGCAAGGUGGUGGGCUUGGUUAUAGGGGAGUGCAAUAUAACGUCGGCCCUUCCCCUAGCCACUUGAUCGUCAAUCUAGACAGCCUUCAAAACUUCACGAUAACUCCUAUCUGGAACGUUAUUGGGUCAAUCCCUGGACAGAUCGAAGACGAAGUCAUCAUCAUAGGCAACCACCGAGACUCAUGGUCGCCUGGUGGUGGCGAUCCGAACAGUGGCUCGGCUGCAAUGAACGAAGUGAUCCGCAGCCUCGGACUGGCACUUCGACGCGGCUGGAAGCCUCGACGAACAAUCAUGUUUGGGAGCUGGGACGGCCAAGAAUAUGCCCACCUAGGCUCUACAGAAUGGACAGAGGCUAAUCGUGCUUGGCUCUCAGGGCAUACGGUCGCAUACCUUAAUGUCGUUGUUGCGACAAGCGGCAAGACCUUUAGAAUACACUCUAGUCCUCUACUCCGCCCGGUCAUUGAAGAUGCGAUGGGUAGUGUUCUGUCACCAAAUCAAUCCGUCAAAGGUCAGACGUUGCUUGAGGAGUGGGACGGUAAAGUCUCCCCCGGAAGCAGCAGCGAUGGUGCCAUAUUCCUGGACUCCUUGGGGAUAAGUAGCCUUGACAUGGGUUACGCAGCUGGGUCCAAAGAUCCCAUCUACCCUUACCACUCUGCUUUCGAUGGCCUCAAUUGGAUGGAUAAUUUUGGAGAUCCCACUUGGGAGUACCAUACCGCGGUCGCAAAAGUGUGGGCUUUGAUGGUAGGUGCGCUGUCUGAAAGUCCUAUACUUCCACUCAGUGUGAAGGAGUACGUUACCGAGCUCCAGGGCUUCGUGAGAAUACUCAAGAGCAAGAUAGUCCCCGAAUCAUCAGAUGUAUUCAGCUUCUUACCCCUCGAGGAAGCGUUGAUGGUGCUCCGUGCUGCUGGAGAGGAGUUUGAAGCGCAAGCGGACGCCCUGCGGGCAAAGUCAUUUGACACGAACCCGAGGAGUACAGAGGGGCUGGUACGGGAGAUAAAUCGCCGGUACAAAGGUUUCGAACGUCAAUUUAUCUACGAAGCUGGCUUAGAUGAUCGACCUUGGGCAAAACACGUUGUUUUCGGGCCUGCCGCCUAUUAUGCGAAUGCAGAUCCGUUCCCUGGACUCGCUUCGAGCCUUACUGCUGGCAAUAUGAGCAAUGCAAAGAGAUGGCAAGAGAUAAUCGUUACAAGAAUACAUGAUGCCGCCACGUCACUGGACAUUGACAAAAGUAUGGACCUAUAUGGCGCAACUACCUACUGAAACUUGAUAUUCUGCGACUUCAUCCAGCGCUUUACGCUCUCUAUUCUUGCUUAUAGGAGCGAGUAUCAAUACAAUGAUAUUACAGCUAGCUAGGUUGAAGCAGAGUUAGUUGAUAUAAAUUAAGACAGUAGAGCUAUCAUGUAGUAUCACCAAAUAAUAUGCUCAUUCUGGAAUAUCCUUUGAUAUCGACCAAAGACCCAGAAAAAGUCUCCAGUGGAUGCCUAACGUGUAGCUAACAGUAUAAAGAGG
This is a messenger RNA of Pseudovirgaria hyperparasitica, 2763 nucleotides long. RefSeq names its product Zn-dependent exopeptidase. The transcript is spliced from 3 exons. Gene Ontology annotation, molecular function: carboxypeptidase activity. Bases 283 to 2514 code for a protein of 743 amino acids. The record is from RefSeq and is a predicted model, not a curated record. NCBI's taxonomy places the organism in Eukaryota, Fungi, Ascomycota, Dothideomycetes, Acrospermales, Acrospermaceae.